Molecule: messenger RNA, 1470 nt
Organism: Erythranthe guttata (spotted monkey flower)
Lineage: Eukaryota; Viridiplantae; Streptophyta; Magnoliopsida; Lamiales; Phrymaceae
Biological process (GO): regulation of gene expression; anatomical structure development
Cellular component (GO): nucleus
Molecular function (GO): DNA-binding transcription factor activity
Source: RefSeq, a predicted model, not a curated record
UUCAUAUAUCUCUCUCUCUCUCUCUAUCUCUUUCUCUCUCAUCAUGACUGAUCCGUACUCCAAUUACUUCAACAACAAUGGCAAUGGCAAUGCCAGCUGUUUCUACCUCAACCCCUCUUCUUACUCCUCCUCCUCCACCACCACCACCACACCAUUAUCUCACCACCAGCACCACCCCUACAACUUCAUCAACUUCUACUCCACUAAUUUCAACUUCAACACCACCGCACACCACCAGUACUACUGUUACAAUCACCACCAACCCCCGCCUUCACCGCCGCCUUCGCCGCCGCUGAGGGAGGCCCUCCCGCUCCUCAGCCUCAGCCCCUCCCAUCACAACGGUCGUCAAGAUCAACCACCGUCCUGCACUACUACCACCGCCAUGGAAGAAGAUCGAGAAGAAGAAGAAGAAGAUGACGGAAGUUUAUCAGUAACCCUAAAUUUAGGGUUAUCCACUACGCAUUGCAGCUUUACUCACGACCCGGGCCAAACUCAGCUGGUAAAUAAUAAUAAUAAUAAGGAAGAAGAAGAAGGAGAAGAAGAAGUUACGGUUGCGGCGAACAACGCAGUGUAUUGUUCGACGACGACGAGCCCAAUGAACAAAGGGCAGUAUUGGAUACCAACUCCGGCCCAGAUUCUGAUCGGCCCGACCCAGUUUUCUUGCCCGCUUUGCUUUAAGACCUUCAACAGAUACAACAACAUGCAGAUGCAUAUGUGGGGGCAUGGAUCACAGUACAGAAAAGGCCCGGAAUCACUACGUGGCACGCAGCCAACAGCAAUGCUGAGGCUUCCAUGCUACUGCUGUGCACCAGGGUGUAGGAAUAACAUCGACCACCCGAGAGCGAAGCCACUAAAAGACUUCCGAACCCUACAAACACACUACAAACGAAAGCACGGCAUAAAGCCGUUCUUGUGCAGGAAAUGCGGCAAAGCAUUCGCCGUGAGGGGCGAUUGGCGAACGCACGAGAAGAACUGCGGCAAGCUUUGGUACUGCACUUGCGGUUCGGAUUUCAAGCACAAGAGAUCGCUCAAGGAUCAUAUUAAGGCUUUCGGGAGCGGGCAUUCGGCUUACGGGAUAGAUUGCUUCGACGACGAAGAAGAACCCGCGUCCGAGAUUGAGCAGGAUAAUGAGUUUGAUCACGUUAAUCAUCGAUCAUGUAUGAAUUGAUGUUUUAAUUAAAAGAGGAGAGCGAUUUUUUUCCCCUAAGUUGUUGGUAAAGCUCUCCUUUUUUUAUAAUGAAUUAGUAAUUAAGUAGUAGUUGAUUAAUUUUCUAGGGUUGGUUGAUUAAUGUUUUGUAGUUAAUGCUUAUGAAAUGGUACUUCGUUUCUCUUAUAUGUUCUUAGUUUUUGUUUAUUCUGGUUUAAUUGAAUGAUAAUUAAUUAGCUAGGGUUUGAAUAUUUUUUAUUGCAUGUGUAUAGUUUUUUCUUCCUUAUAUUUUUUUAGAUGGCCUUAUUAUAAAUCAUGACAGU